CUCUCUCCCCAGCCGCAUCUCUCUCCCCGGCGAAGAUGGAGCAAUCGUUGCCCUAUGACAAUCGAAUUGAUUCUGAAUCGUCAGACCAAGUUGUGAAUCCAUGGGAAGUGUCAGCCAAAGACGGAGGGAAGAUCGAUUACGAUAAGCUUAUUGACAAAUUUGGCUGCAAAAGGCUCGACGAGUCACUGAUCGAUCGUGUUGAAAGACUGACUGGUCGUCAGCCACACAAAUUCCUUCGCCGUGGUGUUUUCUUCGCCCACCGGGAUUUCAAUGAAAUUUUGGAUGCUUAUGAGAGCGGAGAAAGGUUCUAUCUCUACACCGGAAGAGGACCUUCAUCAGAAGCUUUGCAUUUGGGUCAUUUAAUUCCUUUCAUGUUUACCAAAUACUUGCAAGAAGCUUUCAAGGUUCCCCUUGUUAUACAGCUCACGGAUGAUGAAAAAUUCAUGUGGAAGAACUUAACGGUGGAGGAAAGUGAAAGACUUGCCAGGGAAAAUGCCAGAGAUAUAAUUGCUUGUGGAUUCGAUGUAACAAAGACCUUCAUUUUCUCCGACUUUGACCAUGUUGGCGGCGCUUUCUAUAAAAAUAUGGUCAAGGUCUCCAAGUGUGUUACACUAAAUAAGGCUAAGGGAAUCUUUGGCUUUUCCGGUGAAGAUCAUAUCGGGAAACUCAGUUUCCCUGCUGUGCAGGCAGCUCCAUCUUUUCCUAGCUCAUUUCCACAUCUGUUCCCUGGAAUGGACAAGCUCCGUUGCUUGAUUCCUUGUGCAAUUGACCAGGAUCCGUAUUUUAGAAUGACUCGUGAUGUUGCACCUCGGUUAGGCUAUAGCAAGCCUGCUCUAAUUGAGUCAUCAUUUUUUCCUGCUCUGCAGGCAAGUGGAGAGAACGGGAAAAUGUCUGCUAGUGAUCCAAAUUCCGCUAUCUAUGUGACUGAUACCGCAAAGGACAUUAAAAACAAGAUAAACAAAGCGAAAAGUGGUGGGCACCAGUUCUCGGUGGAUCAACAUGAACUCGGAGCAGAUCUCGAGAAAGACAUACCGUUCAAGUAUUUGAGUGUCUUCCUCGAAGAUGAUUCUGAACUUGAACUCAUUAGAAAGCAAUAUGGAGAAAAAGAAGGAAUCAUGCAAACAGGACACGUAAAGAAGCGAGUCACCGAAGUCUUGACAGAAAUAGUGGAGAGACACCGCAGGGCACGAGCUGCAGUUACCGAUGAGAUGGUGGAAGCAUUCAUGGCCGUGAGACCUCUCCCAAGCAUGUUCGAGUAGGACUCAUAAACCAGAAGAAACCUUCUGGCAGCUCUUCGCAACUUCACAUCACAUCCUUGGGUCUAUCAUUGUUUCACAAAUUGGGUUUUGUUUCUUCAGAGAAUCCUAGCAAGUUAGGAUGAUUUUAGGGAUUUGAUUUGAGUCGAUUCUCACAGUUCUUAGUGGGAGAUUUGCAGUUUGUGUGCUUGUUACUGCAAGGGAAUCCAUCAAAGGUACUAGCACCAAGAUCACUACA
Messenger RNA from Arabidopsis arenosa, 1494 nucleotides. NCBI's taxonomy places the organism in Eukaryota, Viridiplantae, Streptophyta, Magnoliopsida, Brassicales, Brassicaceae. The record is from the annotation of a GenBank genome assembly.